Molecule: messenger RNA, 646 nt
Organism: Saccoglossus kowalevskii
Lineage: Eukaryota; Metazoa; Hemichordata; Enteropneusta; Harrimaniidae
Molecular function (GO): ADP-ribose diphosphatase activity; NADH pyrophosphatase activity; NAD binding
Source: RefSeq, a predicted model, not a curated record
AUUUGUUGUAAUGACAGAAAUGAAGUAUUAGUGAUACAAGAGAAAUAUUUGUGGCCUUUUAGGAAGCAAAUCACAUUGGAAGUUACCAGGAGGACUAGCUAAUACAGGGGAAGAUCUAAGAGAAACUGCACAAAGAGAAGUGAUGGAGGAGACCGGCAUCGAGUCAGAAUUUGUAUCAUUACUGUGCUUUCGACAAAAACAUGAUUAUAAAUUUGGACGAUCUGAUUUGUAUUUUAUUUGCAUCAUGAAAGCAAAGACAUUAGACAUCAGACCAUGUCCGAAUGAAGUCAAAGCAUGUCAAUGGAUGAAAAUUGAAGACUUUGCAUCGCAUCCAGAUGUCACAGACACCAAUCGAUUCAUUAUAAAGUCUUACAUGGAGAGUUUGAAACAUGAACAUCACAUAGUUCCCACAGACGUUCUUGACUAUAGACGCAAAAUAACACAGCCUAUCUACAGCAUCAAGGCACAAACAGACUACUAGAGAUACGGUUACUCAGGAAUAAAACACUGACAAAUGAUUUGUCACCAAUGGGUUAACAUUCACAACUCAUUCUCAGGCAUGACACAUAGUGUUACUCAGUUUUAAAGCAUUAGCAGAACUUUCAGGUUAUAUCCAAACCUUUUAUAAGGGUUUUGAGAGACACUG